AUGGUAUCCAAAACUGGUGAAACCGCCAGUGAAGAUAACAUCACCCCGUUAGCUCCGCGUCCUACGCGUGAAGAUACCCGACCAGAAAACGUUCCUCCCCGGCCGGAACCCAUGAGGCCGAUACGACCACUUUCAAGAUAUACAAUAACCCCCAAGGAUUUCAAAGAUCUAAUUGAAGAUCUCAUCUGUUCCCGCCGUAACCCGAUGACGGUUAAAACUUCUGCUCCGCCCGCAGCGGAUUCAGUCAUGGCAUCGGCGCCGGCUCCAGCAGCCGUAGCAAAUAACGCGUCUACAGUGGCUGCUAAACCAGCAUCUGAGACUACAGGCUUUCCUAGUUUGACCAUGUCAGCUCCGUUGCCUACGAAAGUUCUUCCGAGCAUCGAGGCUAUGGAGGCGAACGUGGUCAAGCGAAGUGAAUCGAACGCGUCUUCGGAUGGUGAUGUAUCUAGUAUCACUCCUCCUGAUACAGCUCGUACUGCACCUACUCCGUUCUCAGCUACUAUAUCGUCUGGCUUGUCGAAACCUGCGUGUACUACCGCGCCUCCAUCCGCUCCAUCUACUGCAGCCCCCUUAUCCACCCAUCCUGGCGCGAUCGCGUUCGAGUACAUUAGGAAGCACGCAUUACCUACCUCGCAGCAGCCAGAAUUGCCGUCGACGCCAACGACCAGCCAGGCGCCACAGAUGGUGUUUGGGCAGUCAACAAUGCCAUGUGGCCCCGCGGCACCAUCAACUACCAAAUGCAGUUUUGCUUCUCCAGCAGACUCGUCUUCCCCUUCAUACUCGCACCGACCUACUGUAACAAACCCUCAGUUAUCCCAGCCUGGUUUUACUGGUGUAGCAGCAACUCCCUCGCCUGGCCAAGGCGCAAUGGUCCCUCGAGGUUUCCCUUCAUUUGCAAAUUCCGUGCCUAUCCAGACGGGAGAAAUGACUUAUGAUCUUCAAGGGAUUUCAGCACCUGCCAGCUACGGCCAACUCUCUGAUCCGGCCAGUAACGCGAUUUCACCUCAAAUUAAAGUCUUAGGGGAUAUAGAUAUUUCCAACCUGAAGCCUGGCGAUGCUGUGUUUUACUUCGGUGUGAUCUGUGUUCAAGAACAUCUUGCUCCGUCUCUUGAAUUUUGUGAAUAUUUUGAUAAUACGUGGGUGGCCAAGCUUAAAUUUACAGGACACGAAAUUUCGAUAAUGCAAGGUUACAAUACCAAGGCAGCUGCUGCGGCAAAUGCGUGUGGUGGCGGUUUGGAAAUACUGAAGGAGGCAAUGCCACUUUGGGCCCUUCCCAAUACCCCUGGAUUAGGGGUUCAAUCCAAUAUGCUGCGUUGGGAUGUUCUUUGGAAUUACAAUUUCUUGCUUAUAGUAUACACCGAGCAACAAGGGAUUGAUCAUCCUGUUUAUACACAAUAUUCAAACUUCGAUGGAUAUCGCUAUGAAGUCGAAGUGGCUGGACAUACAUUUUUUGGUAUCGAGAAGCAAUACCCGACUAUCGAGGAGGCCAGAAUUGGCUGUGCGCAUCAGGCCUUACACUUUCUAAUCCUCUCAGGGGGAGAUUUUAUGGAUAGUGCCAAUCCAGGUUCGGGUUUUUUACUGAAGCCAGAAACGCCCACACCUAUGAGCACAGGUUUAGUAACUAAACAGGGUCAGUCAAAAUUCCCAUUUGUGCCAGCUGGAGGCAAUGUUACCCCAUCGGAACGACGUAGGAGAAAUCAGAAGUUUUACAAUGCAGCACUUCAGCGUCAGUCUAAAGUUGACAGCGGAUCUAAACUACAGCAACUACCUAAAGCCAGAUGUGUACCUCUGCCAGCCGCACGCACUACACGAGCGAAUACUGUCAAGCUCAAGGCCGCGCCGAGCACUCAAGAUUGUAUACCUCCAGCUAAACCUGCAACCCCUGCGUUCUUUGACCCUUCUCUAGGAAGUCACGAAUCUCCAGCCAAUUUUGAUAUCCCCGAUGCCGCAGAAUUUUCACGCGCCAUUUUUUACAAGUGUCGCAUAAAGAACACUGACCCCAAACCUGAGCUCUGUACUGCUAGCAUCUGCGAUCGUCUAUCUAUCAGACCGCCUAUUUUACGUUCAAAGGCCGUCAACAUGGGACAGAAACCGGUGAUCCACGAGAUCGACGCGUAUUUUUACCUUGACGUCGGCCUUAAGGAAUUCAAGGGCAUCGGCUUUGCAAGUAGUGAGAAUAGACAGCAAGCAGACGCACUCUGUCGGCGCAACACCGUUGCCUUUCUCAUGGAAGUGAUGAUGGGGGUGAACAGGUUAAAGGGCGGUAACUGGAUUGAGGAUGCAGCUAUGCAAGAUAAGACUGGAUUUUAUCUCUGA
Arthroderma uncinatum is the source of this 2316-nucleotide messenger RNA. RefSeq lists its product as uncharacterized. The coding region runs from base 1 to 2316 and encodes 771 amino acids. NCBI's taxonomy places the organism in Eukaryota, Fungi, Ascomycota, Eurotiomycetes, Onygenales, Arthrodermataceae. The record is from RefSeq and is a predicted model, not a curated record. The transcript is spliced from 5 exons.